Messenger RNA from Pseudogymnoascus verrucosus, 2087 nucleotides. RefSeq lists its product as uncharacterized. Gene Ontology annotation, molecular function: transmembrane transporter activity. The transcript is spliced from 4 exons. Gene Ontology annotation, cellular component: membrane. Gene Ontology annotation, biological process: transmembrane transport. Lineage: Eukaryota; Fungi; Ascomycota; Leotiomycetes; Thelebolales; Thelebolaceae. The coding region runs from base 72 to 2087 and encodes 671 amino acids. The record is from RefSeq and is a predicted model, not a curated record.
AUUCCUCCUUGUUGUUGGUUUUGUUUAUUAUGGACAGGAGCUUGCAUUUAUAGCGCUUUGUUUUUAUAGGUAUGACGACUUUACUAGGUGACAACGGCGUCACCAUAACCUGCGGAGAUGACGAUGUUACCACGAGAGAGAGGUUUCGCACCAGUACGCCCAGCAACGGUCUGAAUCCCGUUAGCUCCAGCUUAGACACCAAAAGCGAGGAGAGUAACGAGUCGAAGGGAGCCCGGGGGUCACAUGCGAGACCUGUCAGUGAGGCUGGUACCAACCGCUCAGUGAGCCACACGAGGUUGCGGAAUGGAGAUUUGUGUUACGAGGAUAUUGAGGCCGUGGAGGGGGUGGCGAAGGAGGAUCCCUUUAUCGUCGGUUGGAAAAGAGGGGAUGCGGACCCGUUGAGUCCGAGGAGUUGGAGUAUUUGGCAGAAAUGGACUAUUGUGUUGAUUAACUCGGUAGCGGCUGUCUGUGUGACUUGCACUUCCUCAAUCUACACGGCCACCUAUGCCCAGAUUCUGCCAGAGUUCCACAGCAGCCAGAUCGUAGCCACGCUCGGGCUGUCCCUCUUCAUCCUUGGCCUUGGCUUUGGCCCCAUGCUGCUCGCGCCGCUGUCCGAGUUUUAUGGCAGGCGCCCUAUAUAUCUCGUCUCCUUCGCCUUCUUCAUCAUCUGGAUCAUCUCUUCCGCCGCUGCGCACAACAUGGCCACUAUGCUCACCGCGCGCUUCCUCGACGGCUUCUCUGGCUCAGCCUUCCUCUCUGUAGCCGGCGGCAGCGUAGGCGACCUGUUCUCGCGCGACGACCUACAGGCGCCCAUGAUGAUCUUCACCGCCUCGCCGUUCAUCGGGCCCGUGCUCGGUCCCCUGAUUGGCGGCUUUGUCAACCAGUACACGCACUGGCGCUGGACGUACUACGUGCUGAUCAUCUGGAGCUUUGUGCUGUGGGUGCUCCUCAUCUUCUUCGUGCCCGAGACGUACCACCCUGUGCUGCUGCGCAACAAGGCACGUCAGAUCCGCGCUGACACAGGCGAUGAGAGGUAUAAGGCCCCGAUGGACAUAAGCAACAAGAGCAUCCAGCACGAGAUCCGCAUCUCCCUCUACCGGCCCUUCCAACUGCUAGCGCUCGAAUUCAUGGUCAUGAAUCUGUGUCUCUUUUCCGCAAUCCUACUAGGCAUCCUGUACCUCUUCUUCGGCGCGUUCCCGCUCGUCUUCCGUAAUAACUACAACUUCACGCUCUCGCAGAUUGGGCUUUCGUUCCUUGGCCUCUUUGUGGGGAUGCUGGCAGCGCUAGCUACAGAUUCGUUCUGGCAUCAGAAUUAUAGGAGACUAAUUAAGCAGAAUGAGAACAAUGGGGGCGCUGAGCCAGAGCACCGACUCCCGCCUGCGAUAUCAGGAGCUGUGCUGGUGCCCAUAGGGCUGUUCAUGUUUGGUUGGACGACGUAUAGCAGUGUGCACUGGAUCGUUCCGAUUAUUGGGUCUACCAUUUUUAGCGCAGGGUACGUCAAUUCAGUCAUAACUGUUGUUCAAUUUGGAAAUGUAGAAAGCCGUUGUCUCUGGUUUAAUAUUCCCCAACUGCAAGACAAUGCUAAAUCGCCGCCUACUAUUAGUAACCUUCUCGUCUUCACAGGAAUAUUCACAUUUCUUGUCGACGCCUAUCCGCAGUAUGCUGCUAGUGCACUGGCGGCGAACAGUUUCGUGCGAAGCUGUUUUGCUGCUGUCUUCCCUCUCUUUGGCGUGCAGAUUAGCGAUGAUGCCGUUCCCGUACCUCUUCUUCCGAUACGGAAAGCGGAUAAGAGGGAGGAGCCGAUUUGCCAAGCCGAAAUAGGAGGUUGCUAUCGAAGACUAGCAUAUGUGCAAGGAAUAUCACUCGACACCAAGAUGAAGCCAUCGCGUGGUGACUAUUGCAUACCCGUUUUUCCCGAAAUCGACAACCUCGAUGCGAUAGACUAUAUGACAAUCCCCGCACGGCGCCAACCCAACUCAGAAGAAGCACUUGGUGGUGGCGAAUUUUUCUUCCAUGACUUCGUUCAACGACAAGCUGUUGCAUGGUUUGGUGCCAAUGUGCUCGCAAAGACGGGCCCUAGGGUGUAG